AUGGAAACGGAAGUCCAAGUUCACACUAUGGUGCGCCAUCCAAAUAUAACGCAGAUCAUAGCCGUUUCAAUAGAGAAGAACCAUAUAUAUAUAAUAUCAGAAUUUGUCGAUGGUGCCAAUCUCGAAGAAUUGUUGUUUGGAGAUGACGUCAAAACGAAAGAAAAUAUAGCAGAAAAGAAGCUAUACAUAGCAAAGCAGGUCACUCAAGCCGUCGCUUAUUUGCAUAAUCUUAAUCCUCCCAUCGUGCACCGUGAUAUCAAACCUGCUAACAUAAUUGUAGCUAAAGAUUCUUAAGUCACAAAGCUUUGCGAUAUGGGAUUAAGUAAACUGAAAUCUGCGACGAUGCAGGCAGUGACAGCAACAGGAGUUCCUGGCACUCCUCACUAUAUGGCCCCAGAAUGUAUUCUUCGCAAGAAUUCUGAUUUGAAUUCGGAUGUCUGGUCGCUUGCGUGCACAUUACUUGAACUACUUACAGACAAAGAUUGCUGGGAAGACCUUAUUGAAGAGUUCGAAGAUUCAGAUGAUAACUACGAAGUCAAUUCAUUGAUGGUUCGCUAUGCUUACACUGCAGCAAAUCUGGCUGGAUUGACGGUGUUUGCCAAAGAAUACCAGAGCCAAUGCCUGAUUAUGAAUCUACAAAAUACAAAUGCAAAAAAGCUAUUGCAUAAAAAGAAAAACAGAGUAAAAAGACAAAUGGAAGAGAAACAGAGUUACAAAGAUGUUGACUGGCUUGGCAAAGUUGAAGAUGGUACUAUAAACAAACUUCUUGUGAAAACUCUUGAUAAAUAUUUUGCCAAACACAAUAUGACGGGAUGUUUAAGUCUAAAAAAAAAGGCAAAGAUUCAGGCAAUUGCCAAGCAUGUUAGAUCACAAGGUUUAAUGGAGUAUGCUAAACUAGACAAUGACGAAGAGAUAGAUGAGGAGGAAAGUAGCGAUUCUGAGUCAUCUGAUGAUGGGAUGGAUGAGAUCAAACUAAAUUUAUACGAUAUGCAAAGUUGUGGCAAACCAUAUCAUUCGAUUUCUGCCGAGCUGAAAGCUUCACUCAUUAGAUCUGGAAGAGCGUUGACGCACCUCAUUGACCAUAAGUGGAGUAUUGAUGAGAUAAAGAAAGCACAGUCGAAACUUGAAGAUGUAUUUAAAGAUUUGGUUCAAAAGCAUUAG
Dendronephthya gigantea is the source of this 1161-nucleotide messenger RNA. Its product is annotated as calcium/calmodulin-dependent protein kinase type 1-like. Gene Ontology annotation, molecular function: protein kinase activity; ATP binding. NCBI's taxonomy places the organism in Eukaryota, Metazoa, Cnidaria, Anthozoa, Malacalcyonacea, Nephtheidae. The record is from RefSeq and is a predicted model, not a curated record. Gene Ontology annotation, biological process: protein phosphorylation.